Messenger RNA from Culicoides brevitarsis, 787 nucleotides. It is a transcript of the gene fh, whose product is annotated as frataxin homolog, mitochondrial. The coding region runs from base 119 to 712 and encodes 197 amino acids. Gene Ontology annotation, cellular component: mitochondrion. The transcript has 2 exons. The record is from RefSeq and is a predicted model, not a curated record. NCBI's taxonomy places the organism in Eukaryota, Metazoa, Arthropoda, Insecta, Diptera, Ceratopogonidae. Gene Ontology annotation, biological process: intracellular iron ion homeostasis; iron incorporation into metallo-sulfur cluster. Gene Ontology annotation, molecular function: 2 iron, 2 sulfur cluster binding; ferroxidase activity; ferric iron binding.
CGUGUGAUUUUUUUGUGUGCUUUGGGACGUCCUUGACUCCGAAAUGAGCAUUGGGCCUUGAAUUUCGCCGAAUUCUGUUUUAAUUUUCACUGAAAAUCACUAAAAAUAAUUAAGAAAAAUGCUUUUGAGCUCCUUUAGAGUAGCAAGAAUCCAUUUUCAACGCUGCCAAUCACAAAAAAUCACAAAAUCAAUCAGAAACGUGAGUGCAAUUGCUGUUCAGAAACCCUUGGAUUAUCGAAAUCCUCAAAAAUUUCCACAAAAACAAGUUGUGAGAAGCAUUUCCAACCCUUUACCGCCCAGCAAUAACCUUGACGAAGCUCUUGUUGAUGCCAACACUUAUGAAAUUGUCUGUAACGAGACCCUGGAAUCCCUAUGCGACUAUUUUGAUGAAAUUGUAGAGUCAAAUUCUUCAUUAAAAGAUGCCGAUAUCAUCUACGGAGAUGGAGUGUUAACAGUGAAACUCGGAUCCCAAAAAGGUACUUACGUGAUCAACAGACAGUCACCUAAUCGACAAAUUUGGUUGAGUUCACCCCUGAGCGGUCCCAAAAGAUACGAUUUUAUCCCCAAAAAUGCUGAAACAGGCGAUAAAUGCGAAGGAUAUUGGAUUUACAAGCACGAUGGAGUCACGUUACACGAGUUGCUGCAAGAAGAAUUGCCAAAAUUGAUCAACUCAGAGACAAAUUUCCUCGAAUUAAGUCACGGAAAGAGAUGAAAACGCACAAAUUUUGACUGAAUUUUAGUUCAUUUGCAGUAAAAUACAGAAUUCAUGAAUAAAUAUAUCGUUUAA